Messenger RNA from Camelus dromedarius (Arabian camel), 5261 nucleotides. It is a transcript of the gene SLC35A3, whose product is annotated as solute carrier family 35 member A3. The record is from RefSeq and is a predicted model, not a curated record. Lineage: Eukaryota; Metazoa; Chordata; Mammalia; Artiodactyla; Camelidae. The coding region runs from base 240 to 1220 and encodes 326 amino acids. Gene Ontology annotation, cellular component: Golgi membrane. Gene Ontology annotation, biological process: pyrimidine nucleotide-sugar transmembrane transport. Gene Ontology annotation, molecular function: UDP-galactose transmembrane transporter activity. The transcript has 8 exons.
UUUAAUGAUUGUUUUUUGGAUAUGUUUUGCUAUGCAAAUUUGAGGGCGUUUGGUAUAUAAAUAGGAGAGUGUUUAUUUUAUAAUCUGUAAUACUACUCAGCUUCUCUACCCAGAUUGCCUGCCCAGAACUCUUACUAGUCUAUCAUCCAUAUAGGAGAUACCAUCUCAAAUGAAACCAAAGAACCAGUUGCUGUCUGGAGAGAAGCAUUUUGAUUGAAAAGGCAAAUGAAGAUAAAACAAUGUCAGCCAACCUAAAAUACCUUUCCUUGGGAAUUUUGGUCUUUCAGACUACCAGUUUGGUUCUAACGAUGCGUUAUUCUAGGACUUUAAAAGAGGAGGGACCUCGUUAUCUAUCUUCUACAGCUGUGGUUGUUGCUGAACUUUUGAAGAUAAUGGCCUGUAUUUUAUUAGUCUACAAAGACAGCAAAUGUAGUCUAAGAGGACUGAAUCGAAUACUACACGAUGAAAUUCUUAAUAAACCAAUGGAAACUCUUAAACUUGCUAUUCCGUCAGGGAUAUAUACUCUUCAGAAUAAUUUACUCUAUGUGGCACUGUCAAAUCUAGAUGCAGCUACUUAUCAGGUCACAUAUCAGUUGAAAAUUCUUACGACGGCAUUAUUUUCUGUGUCUAUGCUUAGUAAAAAAUUAGGUGUGUACCAGUGGCUCUCCCUAGUAAUUCUGAUGACAGGAGUUGCUUUUGUACAGUGGCCCUCAGAUUCUCAAGAGCUUGAUUCUAAGGAACUUUCAGCUGGCUCUCAGUUUGUAGGCCUCAUGGCAGUGCUCACAGCAUGUUUUUCAAGUGGCUUUGCUGGGGUUUACUUUGAGAAAAUCUUAAAAGAAACCAAACAAUCAGUGUGGAUAAGAAAUAUUCAACUUGGUUUCUUUGGGAGUAUAUUUGGAUUAAUGGGUGUAUAUAUUUAUGAUGGAGAACUAGUAUCAAAGAAUGGUUUUUUUCAGGGAUAUAACCGGCUGACCUGGAUAGUUGUUAUUCUUCAGGCACUGGGAGGCCUUGUAAUAGCUGCUGUUAUUAAGUAUGCGGAUAAUAUUUUAAAAGGAUUUGCAACCUCUUUGUCCAUAAUUUUAUCAACACUGAUAUCCUAUUUUUGGCUACAAGAUUUUGUGCCAACCAGUGUCUUUUUCCUUGGAGCCAUCCUUGUAAUAACAGCUACGUUCCUCUACGGUUAUGAUCCCAAACCCGCAGGAAAUCCCACUAAAGCAUAGCCCCAAUGCUGUCUUUCUCUGGUCUUUCACAAUGGUGCCCUGGGAGUCUCAGCGUUAAUCUUGCACAGAGGACUGCUACAGAUUCUAAGAAGAAAUCAUCAUGUUGAAUCUGAUCCUAUUGUUCAAAUGGUUUGAAAAUAUCAAAGUUUAAGGAUAAAAUAUAUGUAUACGUAACAAAAUGCCUAUUGCAUCUAGAAAUCAAAACUUGAAAGUAUUUCCAGGGAUUAGAAUAACUAUCAGAGGAAACUUGAAAUCUGAGUUUAAAAAGAUUUUACUUUUUGAUUGCUGCAGAAAUACGCUAUGCACUCUUUGCAAGAGCACACAACAAAUGUCAGAUACCAAUUUUUGCAAAUUAAAUAUAUUUAAUCUUAUUGAAUGUUUUUAUCUUACUCUUUCUGAACACAUGUAUCAAAUCACAUGGAAUAUUCAAAGUUUGAACAUUAUAAUUACCUAUAAAGCUGUGAAGAAAUAGAAGUAUGAUUUGAAAAACAUUUUCAUGAAUCUGAGAUUUUUAUACUUAUACAAAAGAUUACUAAACAAAGGAUUGCUAUAUGUUGCAAAUAUUUAAUUGCAUAAAAAUUGAUAAAGUAACAUUCUGGGUCUGAUUUGUCAGAGAAUAAAAUUCAUAUUUAAAUUUAAUGUACAGGAAUAUACACAUCUGUUUCUCCAUUUAUACUUUAAGAUCUUUUAGUGCUUCAAAACUGCUGAAGGCAAUCCAGUUGCUCCUCUGCUAGAUAGUAGCCAGUGACUUUUACACUAAUGGAGUUUUGUCCUUAAUCCCUUAAUUGUAUUUCUUUUCUGUAAAUCAGAUAAAUCCUUAAUAUUACUUAAAAUUAAAUUUCUAUGUGUUAAUUUACAUUAAAGUUUUAAAAUGUAAUUUAAAGGGAUUAAAUACUCAUUUAAUAAUUUAAAAUAAUUAUUAUUGUCUAUUAUCUCCAUUUUGAGAAUUUUGAACUAUCAAAGCAUAUACUGUACACAUCUAGAAUGUUUUUAAAUGAAUAUUUUACUCAUUGAUCUGUAAAAAUUUCCUUUAAUAUGCAACUCUUGACAAAACAACUACCAAAAAAAUACUAGUACAGAUGUCAGGGAAUUGAGACCAAAAUGACUUUUCUUGGAGGCAUUCCAGAUUGCCAUGAUACUACAUUAUUUUAAAUGGCACUAUAACUAUAAAUUCAAGGCUGCUCAGAAGAACUUUCUAGGUGUCUCAUAAACUCACCAUUCCUGGGAAUACUCUGAUCGCAUGUCUUGAAGAGGCAGCUGAAUUCUGACCUCCCUUUCUGUGGCCCUACAAAAGCUGCCAGAAAGGAGCUUUAAAAUAGUGGUUUCUUUUCCAUUUUAUCACUGAAGUUGAGGUUGCAAAUUACAUGAGUUAUUUAAUAAAUUCGUUCAGGGAAAGAAAAGAUAGCAGAAAUGAUCAAAUGAAUUGGUGGGCACAAAUACUUUCUAAAAUUGUAAUAGGGUUUAAUUAUUGAUUAGAGACAAAAUUACUUACUGUGUAUGAAGUAUUUUAUUUUACUUUUUCAUUCACGCUUUAUAUAUUGUUUCCUGUUCUAAUAGUAUUAAAAACCAUAAAAAUAAAUAUUUUUAUAUAGUUCUAAUGGAAUUUGUUAAACAAAUUUGGCUCAAAAAUACUGUGUUACAAACUGUUGGGUACUCUUGGCUCAUUAGGCCUGGCUAUGUUACUUUGCUGAUGCAAACCUAGUCUCUACAGGACAGAGACCUAAUCUAUUCCAUCUAGAGUUUUAAAAAGUGUUUAAAAUUACAAAGUAUUUUAAAUUAACUUGCUGGUGAUUCCAAAUCUGCACCAGGCAAACUUUCUGGAACCCUGACUUAACGAUUUUCUUGACCACCUUUUAGAGUAUUUGUUUAAUAACUUUACCACAUUUUGAGAAUGGUGUUUUUAGACUGUAUCAACAUUCAGACUUAUAUCUUAUUACCUACUGCUAAGUGAAAUUGAAAUCCUGCAAAUGCACAGCCUUUAAGACUAAAUAUAAAGAUUUGUGUUCAGCUCACAUUGAAGUACUGGUUGGGUAUUUACGUAUUAAUUCAGUAUGCAUUCAUAAUUUUUCAUGCAGGUUUAGCCUAUCCCUAUUUAAACACUUCAAAAAAUGAUACAAGGAAAUUAUUGGACAUCAGACAUGUUAGUUAUAGUAAUAACAUUUUCAGCUGUCCAAGAUAACACAAUUUUCAAGAUUUCCACCAAAGUUCAUAAAAUGUAAUCAAGAGUUCUAAGAAAGGGGAAAAUAGUCUCAAGUAUAUUUUCAAAAUAAACUUUUAUUAGACAGGCAUAAUUUAUAUUUUGCUUUUCUAGUAGGUUUGAAGAUGUUAGAGAUUUGGUUGUGUAGUUCAUAAUUUUUAAUUUAUAAAGAAAUAAUCAUAUUUGAGAAUGUAGACCUAUAUCCUAGAUCAUGUCAUAUACACAGAUAAUGCCAUUUUCUCUGUUUCGAUGACCUCCAGAAGCCUUAUUGCGUCAGUCUUUGUAAUGAUGACUCCUUGAUUAUUUAAAUUCUUAUACUUUUUAAAGUUUACAUGUUAUCUCUCAACUACUUUGUUCAUUAUAAAAAUGUGCUAACUCAUGGGAGAAGAGUACCAACUGAUCGCUCUAUAAAAAUUAAGAAUAUGGUAUUUCAGAAGAAAAGUUUAAAAUGCAACAUGUAGAUGUUUCAACACAGUCAUAUCAAUUCUCUAAUAAGUGGUUUUUAUAGAAGCUAUAGGCUACUUUUAUGGUGAAAAAUGUAGUUUAGAGAUGCAAAACUUAAAUGUUUACAUCAAUUUAUAUUGAAUGUCACAAUUUCAAAGAAAGAAAGGUAGUUUGAUAUUUAAUCGAGUUUCUAGGGAGACAGAAUCUGAGAGGAAACUGAUUUUGUGCUCGGUAGACUUAGUGUAAUACAGACUAUUCUUAAGAAUUGAUACAGUUUUCCUACAUAUCAAAUUAUUAGACUCUUAAAAUGUCAUAUAUUUUCAUUCACCUGAGUGUUAUUUUGUUUUGUUUUUAAAAACCAGGUUUAGCAUCACUCAUUUUCACUUUCAUUAUAAUAUUUAAUUACAUGUGAAUAUAUGCUCUAUAUAAGAAAAAGUUUAUAAAAGUUAUUUAUGCUAUAUUGAAAAUCAUCUUAUGGAUCUCCCGGAUAUGUAGCAUAUCUGAAGUAAUUAUAGGACCAAAGAAAAAAACACCUUUAUCAAAAUUUGGUCCUGUGUGCCUUGCUUUACCAAAUACCUAACUUUUCUGGAGGAUAUUACCAUAAUUCACAACUCUGGACACAUAGGCAAAAUUAGGAUGUUUUAAGAAUAACUGUAAUUCAAUUUUGUUGUCUCAACAUUUGCUAUUUAAAUCCAUUGUCUAACAGAAUAUUAAAAUAGGUGUAUUAUACAAGCAUUAGUGAACAGUACUUAUUUAAAUAAAUUAUGGCACCAUUGCUCCAUCACUGAACUUUUGAAACUUUUAACAAUUGUAUGUAACUGUCAUUUUGGUUUUUUAUUUCUUAUGAUAAGAUAUAAUUUACUGUGAUUUUUAAAAUAUUUUUAAAUGGUCUGGAUUCUGAAUCUGUCUAUAUGUCUGUGUAUUUCGUUUAUUUAGAAAGAUUCUUUUGGGUUUGGGGCUGUGGUUUGUAUAUUUAAAUUUUUUAUGGACAUAAUUCAAAGGAAUGUAUAAUGUAUGGUCUUUUGUUAAAUGGCUUUUUAAUUGACAGACUUCUCUUUGUCAUUAUUUGGUAUCCAGUUAUUAUUUGAUAGACUUAUGGAAAUAAGAUUAUUUUCAUAACUGUACAUUCUUUCCCUAUAUUUCCUUGUUCGCCUAUUUCCCCUGUGUCGGACUUAACCAUGAGUUAGUUUCCUCUCUACAUAUCAAAAAUGACUCACUGAUCCUUUCCCUAGCUCUCCAGUUACCUUUCCAUGUGUGUAAUCUUCCGUUUUUCUAGCCUAUGAUCUAGCAUGAAAGACUGGAUUUUAUUUAAACCAGAUAGAAUUCCUCUACCUGUAUAAUAACAGCCUAAAUUUUUUUUUGCUUUUAAUAAAUUAUCUCUUUACUAGCUUCAAAGUUAA